UGAUUUUUGGUAAGGGUGUGUGCGUGAAAACCUGAAAAUUUUCGAAACUUCAAACUUGACGAAAGUAAUCGAAGCAAUCGGUUCGAUUGUGUGAGCUCCGUUCAACACGUGUUUUUAUUUGCAUAAAUACGAUUCCACAUCAAAAUGGAGGAAACCUUGUGCCGAACGAUUGUCAAAACAAAAGACUACUACAACACGUGGUUCAUUGAGGAUUUCCGUCGAGUUAAAAACGAGAAAAUUCAAUCAUCCGAAUUUUCCGGCACGACUGACAUUUCUGGCAAGCGGCUGACUUGGAGCUACGAGUACGCACCAGCAUACGAGUCUGGCAAUAUAUACUUGCUAUCGAAGGAGCAAGGCAUCAAGCAGAAUUGUCAGAUAAUUAUUGAGAAUUUUCCAAGGCUUACGAGGGGAGCUGAAUCCGGAUUGCUUGGACAACCAAACAAAUUGUUUGUUUGGGCGUUGCAUUUCUGCGAUAUUGCUAAAUCGCUAUCGUCGGAUGGCUCCCUCAUGCUACGCUUCAAAGUGACAUUUCUCACUCCUGUUUCGACACAUUGUCUUGCCAUGAAGCACACUCCACUGCCAGAACUUCCGCUGUCCAGUCUGGCGGAUAACUUUGCCAAAAUGCUUGUGACCAAACAGUUCACCGACCUGACCAUUACCGUUGGUCAGCAAAGCUUCCGUGCCCACAAGGCCAUCCUGGUGGCCCGUAGCACGGUGUUCGCGGCCAUGUUCCAGCACGACAUGAAGGAGUCCCAGCGGAACGAGAUCACCAUUACGGAUGUGGAGCCGAAGGUGUUCGAGGAGGUCCUGCGCUUCAUCUACACGGACAAGGUCCAGGGACUGCCGCAGUUGGUCCACGAACUGCUUGCGGCCGCCGACAAGUACGACCUGGCCAGGUUGAAGGUGAUGUGCGAGAUCCAGCUGUUUGAGGGCAUCACGGCGGCAACGGCUACGAAGACGCUGCUCUUUGCUGACUUGCACCGAGCCAAGGAACUUAAGGCUAGGGCGAUCGAAUUUCUUGCCCGCAAUUUGAAGGCGGUUUCCAACUGGGAGGAGUUUCGCCGCGAAAACCCGGAUUUGGUCGCGGAAAUUAUGAAGAAGGUGGCGAGCUGCAAUUGACGGAAUUCGUUCAACGUUGAUUUA
Molecule: messenger RNA, 1143 nt
Organism: Culex quinquefasciatus (southern house mosquito)
Lineage: Eukaryota; Metazoa; Arthropoda; Insecta; Diptera; Culicidae
Product: speckle-type POZ protein
Exons: 2
Coding region: 145-1119 (324 amino acids)
Biological process (GO): proteasome-mediated ubiquitin-dependent protein catabolic process; regulation of proteolysis
Cellular component (GO): cytoplasm
Molecular function (GO): ubiquitin protein ligase binding
Source: RefSeq, a predicted model, not a curated record